Notechis scutatus (mainland tiger snake) is the source of this 636-nucleotide messenger RNA. Lineage: Eukaryota; Metazoa; Chordata; Lepidosauria; Squamata; Elapidae. The record is from RefSeq and is a predicted model, not a curated record.
GUAUCAACAAGCCUGGUGAGUGUCCCGCCAUCCUUCCAAAUAAUCACCUAUUUUGUGACAGACUCUGCUCCAGCGAUGCCAGCUGCCCGGGCACUCAGCGCUGCUGUCCAACUUCUUGUGGGCAGCAAUGUCAACUCCCAGAAGGAGAUACUUCAGGAUAUUGCCCACUGGUGAUUCAUCCACCCAGCAGCAGAAAUGGCCCUCUUUGCUACACGGACUGCAACAGUGACUGGGAAUGCAACGCUGGUUUUCCCCUUCCCCAGAAGAAGUGCUGCCCAUUUGGGGACAGGAAGCUGUGUGUGGAGGCCGUGGAAGAACACCCUGGUGUGUGUCCCAGGAGAGUCGAAGUGUUCCCCUUUGUUCCCUGCAACAACACCUGCGGUGAUGACCGUGACUGCCGCCUGACCGAGAAGUGCUGCUUCACCGGCUGCAGCCGAGGCUGCCUGCCUUCAGUGCGAAGUGACCGGUGCCAGUUGCCUCGAGACCAGGGCAGCUGCUCAAAGGAGUUGCAACACUUCUACUAUGAUCCGGAGGAGAAGAAGUGCAUCUCAUUUGUCUACCGUGGCUGUGAGGGCAACAGCAACAACUUUCAGACCAGGGAGCUGUGUGAAGAGGCCUGUGGGAAAAUCAGCAAAG